Molecule: messenger RNA, 3074 nt
Organism: Musa acuminata AAA Group (dessert banana)
Lineage: Eukaryota; Viridiplantae; Streptophyta; Magnoliopsida; Zingiberales; Musaceae
Product: pentatricopeptide repeat-containing protein At3g57430, chloroplastic-like
Exons: 1
Coding region: 62-2440 (792 amino acids)
Molecular function (GO): protein binding
Source: RefSeq, a predicted model, not a curated record
GCUCUCGCUCUCGCUCUCGCUUCGGUGGUUGUAUGAUCGAUGCGUGACCCAACUCUUCCUCAUGGCUGCCUCCGCGCCCCCUCCUCUCUCCAUCUCCUUCCUCACCUCUUCUCCUCCCUCUUAUGUACAACCUAAAGCUCUGUCCUUUCCUUCCUCCACCACUAACCCCUCCGCUGCCACCGCAAGGCCGCUCCAACCCCUUUCAUCCACCGCCGCCACCCUCGACCGCUGCUCCGACGCGCUCUCCCUCCGGGAGGGCGCCCAGAUCCACGCCCGGUUCCUCCGACUCGGCGUCGCUCCUGACCCCCGCUUUUCCACCCAGCUCCUCCGCCUCUACUCCGCCCACGGCCGCCUCGCCGCCGCCCGCGCCAUCCUCGAUGCCAUACCCCGUGACGCCCUCUCCCGUCUCGCCUUCAACUACGUUAUCCGCGCCUACGCCUCCUCCGCGCUUGCCGAGCCCGCCCUCGACCUUUUCCUCGAGAUGCUCGAUUCCGGACUCUCCCCCAACGAAUUCACCUUCCCCUUCGUCCUCAAGUCCUGUUCUCUCCUCGGGCUCCUCGAUCUCGGCCGCCAGAUCCACGCGGCGCUUGUAAAAACCGGCCUUUUCGUCAUGAACGUCUUCUGUGCCAGCGCCCUCUUGGAUCUGUAUGUGAAGCAUGCGCCUUUCGGUGAUGCGUGUCAGUUGUUCGACAGAAUUCAUCACAGAAAUGAAGUGACUUGGAAUUCCAUGAUGACUGCUUACGCCCAAAAUGGGUUUUUGGGGCCGAGCUUGGAGAUGUUGGACAGAAUGGUGGAUUCUGGACUGGAAGUUGGAACCAGCAGCUGGAAUUCCAUUGUUGCUGGCUGUGUUCGUUACGGGGAUUUGGAGCUCGCGUUGGGGAUGCUCGGUGAGAUGCUUUCCUCAGGCUCGUUCAAGCCCAAUGCUGCCACAAUUAAUACCCUCCUUCCAUUAAUCCCCACAAUCCCCGCUCUGGAUAGUCUCAAGGUGUUGCAUGGAUUUUCCUAUAGGAAUGUGGAGAUAAUGGAUGUCGACCCGGCUGGUGCUGAUCGAUUGUGGUCGGCAAUUGCAGCUGGGUAUGCCUUCCAUGGAUGCAUGGACUACGCUGCCUGCUUAUUCGAGAAAGUUAAGUUGAAAGGCAGCCAGUUGUGGAAUUCGAUGAUCUCAGGCUUCCUUGAGUGUGAGCAAGUUCAUGAAGCAUUUGACGUCUUCCGAGAGAUGGCCUUUCAGUAUGGCCUUGAAGCAGAAGCCCUCUCUAGAGUUUCACUGACCUUGGUCCUUCCAGAAUGUGGCGAGCUGUGGAAGUCUGGAUUGGAGAUCCACGCCUAUGCUUAUAGGAGAUGUGUGGAAUCAAACACGUCGGUGAGCAAUGCCCUGAUGGCCAUGUAUGCAAGGCGAGGAGACAAGGAAGCAUCCGAGAAGGUCUUCCAGACAAUCACAGAGAAGGAUGUCGUGUCCUGGAAUACCAUGGUGGCAAUGUACGUGAUGACACACGAUACUGAUGGUGCAUUUGAACUUUUCCGGCAGAUGAUUGCAGAGGGUGUCAGGCCCGACGAGUUCUCAUUCAGCUCUGCACUCAAUGCAUGUGCAUACUCAUCAUAUCUUAGGCAAGGAAUGGCAUUGCAUGGGCAUAUGGUUAAGAGUGGGUUCUAUUGCUCAUAUCAGGUUGUGCAGAAUUCGCUCAUGGAUGCUUACGGGAAAUGUGGGUGCGUAGAAGAAGCUCGAAGGGUCUUUGAGGAGAUAUACUUGAAGGAUGUUAUCUCAUGGAAUACUGUUAUCUCAUGUUGUGGUUUCAGUGCGCAUCCUCAGGAGGCCAUCUCGCUUUUUAGCAGGAUGAAAGAGGAGGGUUGGAAGCCCAAUCGUGUCACCUUCAUCGCACUCCUAUCAGCUUGUAGUCAUGCAGGAUUGCUCGAUGAGUGUCUGCAUUACUUUGAAACAAUGACCAGCGAACAUGGGAUCGUACCUGAUGUGGAUCACUACUCCUGUAUCGUAGAUGGUUUAGGUAGAGCAGGUCAGCUCGAGAAAGCUUACCGGUUCAUCAAAGACAUGCCUGUAGAGCCAGAUGAUUGCAUCUGGGGUGCACUGCUGAGCAGCUGUAGGAUUCAUGGGAAUCUUGAACUUGCAGAAGUUGCGGCAAAGCAUCUGAUUGAAUUGGAUCCUCAGCAUUCGGGCUACUGGGUGUUGCUGUCUAAUGUUUAUGCAGACGCAUCUAGGUGGAGGGAUGUUUCGGAUGUCCGAGCCGCCAUGAAGGAUGCUGGGGUGAACAAGUGCCCUGGUUUUAGCUGGGUUGAGGAUGGUGGAAGGGAGGUGCACAGGUUUCUUACUGCCGAUAAGCUUCACAAGCAGUGUGAUGAUAUUUAUGCAGCUCUUGAUGGUUUAGUGAAGCAGUUGAAAGAUGAAGGAUAUGCCCCACUUGUGUCUCCCAGAGAUCCUUUCUCCUGAUCAGGAAAAAUAGGAUUCAGAUACAAUAAUUGUCUGAGGAAGGAAGAUAGUGUCAACCCUAACAGAGUGACCUCACCAAGUGAUACAAUAUGCAUGACUAACUUAUUGGAUCUCCUGCAUCAUUAAUCGGUCAUCAAAGGAUAUAUUUAUGCUGAUACCAAGAGUCAGAAUAAUGUAUGAUCCGAGAAAGUUUUCGGGAUUGGGUACGCAGAUGCGCACAAAUAGGCUGCUGAUUGCAUGUUAAUGGAAGAUUCCUACUUGCUGUAGAGUGAUUCACUAAACUGCACCUGCUCAAUGGAAAUGUGAUGAAUCAAUUUAGCAAAUUACUACAACGUUUCCUGCCUCAGGUUGAGCCACAGGACCAAAUGAAAGCAUAGACUCAGCUGGGUUCUGAUCAAGUAAAGAGUGAGGGACUACAGUAGUCGGAGAGCUGAAAACCAGCUAUCGUUUAGUCACCUGACAGUGACAGAAUUCAAUUCAGAAAACAAAGAGUACUUUGGUUUAUCAUCAAAGUUAUUUGAUCGAAUGAUACACUUCUUUUACAAUUAUCCUUUAAAAUUAAUCAUGUUUCCCUUUCCGUUUAUGUAUUGCCAAAUGUCUUCUCCUACAAUAUACAUCACAUUGUUUAUGAACA